Molecule: messenger RNA, 6655 nt
Organism: Chlorocebus sabaeus (green monkey)
Lineage: Eukaryota; Metazoa; Chordata; Mammalia; Primates; Cercopithecidae
Product: cTAGE family member 2-like
Biological process (GO): endoplasmic reticulum to Golgi vesicle-mediated transport; vesicle cargo loading; protein secretion
Cellular component (GO): endoplasmic reticulum exit site; endoplasmic reticulum membrane
Source: RefSeq, a predicted model, not a curated record
CAAGGGGACGAGGGUGGGCAGCGUGGACCUGUGAGGCCUGUGGGUGCCCGCAUCCUCCAGAUCCCCCCCGCAGCCGACUCCGCAGUGGUCUGCUCCGGUUGCCUAGUGCAGAUUUGCAUUCCAAACGGAAGGCUGCGGAUUCUCUGCCCGUUAUUGUGGCCCCGACAGGCCGUGGUUACUUUGGCCACCGCCAGAGCAGCCUUGGCGCUAUGGAGGAGCCCGGGGCUACCCCUCAGCCUUACUGGGGGCUGCUCCUGGAGGAGCCACGCAGGGUUGUGGCAGCACUGCCUGAAGACAGGAGACCAGAUUCGACUCCUUAUGGUUUUCCAUGGGAAUUGGUGAUAUGUGCAGCUGUCGUUGGAUUUUUUGCUGCUCCCUUUUUCUUGUGGAGAAGUUUUAGAUCGGUUAGGAGUCGGCUUUAUGCGGGAAGAGAGAAAAAGCUUGCUGAAACGCUUUCUGGACUAAUUGAAGAAAAAUGUAGAUUACUUGAAAAGUUUAGCCUUGUUCAAAAAGAGUAUGAAGCCUAUGAAGUAGAGUCAUCUUUAGAGGAUGCCAGCUCUGAGGAGGAGGCAACAGAAGCACAAAGUUUGGAGGCCACCUGUGAAAAGCUGAACCGGUCCAAUUCUGAACUUGAGCAUGAAAUACUCUGUCUAGAAAAAGAGUUAAAAGAAGAGAAAUCUAAACAUUCUGAACAAGAUGAAUUGAUGGCGGAUAUUUCCAAAAGGAUACAGUCUCUAGAAGAUGAGUCAAAAUCCCUCAAAUCCCAAGUAGCUGAAGCCAAAAUGAUCUUGAAGAGAUUUCAAAUGAAUGAAGAACAACUGAAGAUAGCAAUACAAGAUGCUUUGAAUGAAAAUUGUCAACUUCAGGAAAGCCAAAAACAGCUUUUGCAAGAAGCCGAAGUAUGGAAAGAACAAGUGAGUGAACUUAAUAAACAGAAAAUAACAUUUGAAGACUCCAAAGUACACGCAGAACAAGUUCUAAAUGAUAAAGAAAAUCACAUUGGGACUCUGACUGAACGCUUGCGAAAGAUGAAAGAUUGGGCUGCUAUACUGGAAGAAGACAUAACAGAUGAUGGUAACUUGGAAUUAGAAAUGAACAGUGAAUCAGAAGGUGGUGCUUACUUAGAUAAUCCUCCGAAAGGAGCUUUGAAGAAACUGAUUCAUGCAGCUAAGUUAAAUACUUCGUUAACAACCUUAGAAGGAGAAAGAAACGAACUUUAUAUUCAGUUAUCUGAAGUUGAUGAAACCAAGAAGGAGCUCAGAGGGCGUAUUAAAAACCUUCAGACGGAACAAGCAUCUUUGCAGUCGGAAAACACACAGUUUGAAAGUGAGAAUCAGAAACUUCAACAGAAAGUUAAAGUAAUGACUGAAUUAUAUCAAGAAAAUGCAAUGAAACUCUACAGAAAAUUAGUAGUAGAGGAAAAUAACCGGUCAGAGAAUGAGAAACUUUCUAAAGUAGACGAAACGAUCAGCCAUGGCACUGGAGAGCUGGAGACCUGCAAAAAGCGAGCCAAAGAUCUGGAAGAACAAUUUGAGAGAGUUCUUCAUUUUUAUCAAGGGAAGAUUAUUUCCUAUAAGAAAAAAGUAGAUGGUAAUUGUUUGGCAGCUUGGAUUGCUGAAGGAAACCUCAAUGAUUUAAGGAAAGAAAAUGCUCACAACAGACAAAAAUUAGCUGAAACAGAGUUUAAAAUUAAUCUUUUAGAAAAAGAUCCUUAUGCGCUUGAUGUUCCAAAUACAGCAUUUGGCAGACAGCAUUCCUCAUAUGGUCCCUCUCCACUGGGUCGGCCUUCAUCUGAAACGAGAGCUUUUCUCUAUCCUCCAACUUUGUCGGAGGGUCCACUGAGACUCUCACCUUCGCUUCCAGGGGGAGGAGGAAGAGGCCCAAGAGGCCCAGGGAACCCCCUGGACCAUCAGAUUGCCAAUGAAAGAGGAGAAUCAAGCUGUGAGAGGUUAACCAGUCCUCGCAGGGCUCCUUCUGACACUGGGCCCCUGUCGCCUCCGUGGGAACAGGACCGUAGGAUGAUGUUUCCUCCACCAGGACAGUCAUAUCCUGAUUCAGCUCUUCCUCCACAAAGGCAAGACACAUUUUAUUCUAAUUCUGCUAGACGCUCUGGACCAGCAGAACUCGGAAGUUUUAAUAUGCCUUCUUCGGAUAAAAUGGAUGGGUCAAUGCCUUCAGAAAUGGAAUCCAGUAGAAAUGAUACCAAAGAUAAUCUUGGUAAUUUAAAUGUGUCUGAUUCAUCUCUCCCCGCUGAAAAUGAAGCAACUGGCCUGGGCUUUGUUCCUCCAGCUCUCGCUCCAAUCAGAGGUCCAUUGUUGCCAGUGGAUAUGAGGGGCCCGUUCACGAGAAGAGGACCUCCUUUCCCUCCACCUCCUCCAGGAACCAUGUUUGGAGCUUCUCCAGAUUAUUUUCCACCAAGGGAUUUCCCAGGUCCACCAAGGGAUGUCCCAGGUACACCACGUGCUCCAUUUGCAAUGAGAAAUGUCUAUCCACCGAGGGGUUUUCCUCCUUACCUUACCCCAAGACCUGGAUUUUGCCCCCCCCACCCCCACAUUCUGAAGAUAAGCGAGUUCCCUUCAGGGUUGAGUCUGCCUUCAAAUGAGCCUGCUACUGAAGAUCCAGAACCACGGCAAGAAAACUGACAAUAUUUUUGCUCUCUUCAAAAGUCAUUUUGACUGUUCUCAUUUUCAGUUGAAGUAAAUGCUGUUACUUCAAUGAUUACACUUUGCUCAAAUUGAAACUUAAUGGAAUUAUAAUUCUCAGGAUAGUAUUUUGUAAAUAAGGAUGAUUUAAAUAUGAAUUUUAUGAGUAAAUUAUUUCCAUUUUAUUUUAUUCUAGAUAAUAUAACUAUUUUAACUUGAUUAAUCCACUAUUAUCUAAACAAUAGUGGGAGCUUUAUAUAUGUAAUCUUGCAGGUGGGGGGGUUUUAAAUUCUAAAGGCCUUGUCCUUAUGCCAAGAACUGUAUUUACUGUAGUUGUAGACAAAUAUGAAAGUAACUUGAUGCUUAAUUAAAUAAAUUUCAGUUGAUUUAAAAAUAUAUAUAGGUUGCAUUAUUCUUCAGGUAUGGAGAGACCGACAGAUCAAGUGUCGAUUGCCACUGAAAAGAUUGAUUGUUACUCACAGAUCCCAAGAGAAGGGAAAGUGCUGUGCCAUGCAGCACCAUAUAGGGAGGCACUAUGGUCAGCGAGAAGGCAGGAGUGAUGGAAAAACAUGGGCAGAGCCUUUUUUUUGGAAACCACAUGGUGGUUUCCACGGGAAGGAGUGAGUGAGGCAAGGUGAGCAGGGUUAAGAUUAGCUAUUAAGUUUGAGUGAUUUCAGCAGGCUCUGGGUAUAGGGGCUGUCCCUAGUUGUCUGGUACCCCGCCCUGGGGUGCUUAGGGCAGAGGAACAGUGGCCUAGAGUGUGUGAGUCCUGUGGAAGUCUGAUGGAGUACGUAGCUGGGGGCAUGAGCUCUGGACUGGUUGGUUUGUGUUUGAAAAGCACACUCAUGGGCAAGUUUACUGUCUGUAGGAAUUGGCUAACCCUGAGAGGGACAGACCUGCCUAGGUCACCAAGACCCUAGAUGUCGAAGCGUCAGAAUACAUAAAAAGACGUGGUUAAUAUGGUAUCAGAGCCUCUGUCUUCAUGUGGCCUCUCAUGAAGGGCUCUAGAGUGAGCUCCCUUAAGGGAUGUCAAAGGCUGUUCAAGACAGCAGAAGCCACAAGGCCAUGUAAAGCCUCAGCUUGGAAGUUACGCAACAUCACUUCUGCUGCAUCCCUUGGGUCAAAGCAAGUCACAGAUGCACCCCAGAUCCCUGCUCACGUCGAGAGGAGAGAGGAACAUUAACCAUGUGGGAGGGGAGGGUCAUUACAGUUGUUUUGGCAAACAACCUGCUACAGAAAGUGUGGCUUCAGAGCACUGCGGAGGCCUUUCUGAACAGACCAGAUCCAAUAGGAAGAGCAGAAAGAAGCUGGGUUCCAGCUCGUUUGUCUUUGCUAGUGUGGAGUCAGGGUAUAGCUUCCCUUUCACUGUUGGUCCCCAGCAUCAGGGGUCAGUUGGGUGUUUGCCCAGGAGCCUGCAGGGACUGUUUGUACUUUUAGAGGAGGGUUGGCAUGGCUUUGGGUUGCUGUCUCCGAAACUGCCCCAGGGCCUGGGAUCCCAGGGAGUGGCUGCCUGGGCUGGCAGGGAGCCCAGGCCUGUUUGCAAACUGUUUGAAUGCCUCAGGGUCACGGUCUCUCAUGGGCAUAUUAUUUUCUUAUCAGGAGUUAAAAUAACUCUAGAACUUCUCCCAUAGAAAUGCAGAUGCUUUAUUUUAAUGAAAGUACCGUUUGUAAAGCAUAUGGAAUUAGGCCAGUAACAACCAACAUUUACUCCACACUUUAGGGCCCAUGAGGCACUUUCUCAUAUGUUCUUCCUUGUUCUCGCAGUCACCUGUGGUUAGGCCUCAUUGUCCUAGUUUUUCAUAUGAGAACACUGAAGCUCUAGGAGGGCUCAGAAUUGGCUUGGGGCCUUAGGAGUUGCCCUGGGCUCAAGGGUGGAGCUAUGGGAGCCCUACAAGGCUGCCCUGUUUCAUGCAUCACUUCAGUGAAUCCCCUCUCUCCCCCAUACCUGCUCAUUCUGUGUGGCUGCACUCAUUAGAUUAUUUCACCCUUUGAAUUAGAUGCCUCAGGGAGUCCCCUGAGCGGGCUAAGUUAACCUUUGCAGGGGGUACUGACACCCCCAGGUAUAGCCCAGCCCUGCAUGCUGCUUUUUGCUUCAGGGACCCCAGCCUGGUCCACUAUUUGCUGGGAGAAGAUUUCAGUCCCUCCAGAACACACAGCCUUUGAGGAGCCACAGCUCCCAGAGCCCGAGCCCCAAGUCACCACUGGGUGCAGUGCACACUCAUCUGCUGUGCAGUGGUGGAGCUUCAUCCUGGUGAGUCAUUAGUUCUGCGUCUACAGGUGUCUCAGCGAGACGCCUACCUGUCUGCUUCACAGCCCCAGGUGAAGCCGUCAUUCUCAAUCCGACUGGGGAAGAGAAGGCGGCAUCACAGCUGAGUUCCUCUCCAACAUAGAACCACGGGGCAUUGUCCUCAGACACACGCUAAUAUGAACCGAGACUAAUGAGGCAGAACCUCUCAAAAUAGCAUUCUGUUUCUUUGGAAACCAAGGUGUAGUUUUUUAAAUGCCACGUGGCCCUCGAUCACAUUUUGCACUUCCUAGCACUUAUUCUACCAUUUUUACAGGGACCUGUAGCAGGCAGAGGGGCUCAGGGCAGCUUCCCUGCAGGAUUCCACUCCCUGCUUGGGUCGACCCCACUGCUGCAAGGGAGGACUUGCUCCUCACCUCCCUGCUCUCUGGGUGUUUCCUUUGUGAAGGGAGGGACCUGGCCUGCUAGAAAACAUCUCAAAGCCCUGUCAAAGAGGAACUCCAGCUUCCCUUAGGAUGCUCUGAAGAAGGUGCUCUCCAAAUGAGAGAGCCUCAGGAGGGCAGUGGCACCUCCCUGACUGGGUGAGUCAGGUGCGGCUCUAGCCAAGGUGAGUGGGGCCUGCUGUGUCCGAGGUGGUGACAGCAGGCACUGAGACUGCUCCAGAAUCAUGGCUGUCUGAGGUUGUUGCUCUGAAGUCCUGCCUCCGGGCCCUCGUCCAGUGUCGUGACAGCUCUUUUCUCUGGAAGAGGACAGUCUCUCUCCCUGCACGAACUGCUUUCAGCCUGACAUUUCUUCUCCUGCUUAGGGCCGUUCUCUGUGGACUGCGUCAUGGUGUCUGCUGUUUUUCUUAGCUCAGUACUUCUCAACAAGGGUGCUUUUGACCUCCCACGGGGGCAUUUGGUAAUGUCCAGAGAUAUUUUACACAGUAACUACUGGAGGUGUGCUACUGGCAUCGAGUGGAGGCCAGGGAUGCUGCUAAACACCCCACAACACGCAGGACAGAUCCCCGCACACCCCCACAGCAAUUCUCUAUUCCAAAAUGUAGUACUAAUUAGGUUAAGAAACCCUGCUAAUGGUGAUGUUCCCCUACCUGGUAAAUAAAAUUCAAGGUUCUCAGCCUCCAGAUCAGUACAAAAUGGAUGUUUCUUGACUGAAAUGCUUGGAGCCAGAAGUGUUUUAAAUUUAGGAUUUUGGAAAAUUUGCAUUAUAUUUACUGGUUGAGCAUUCCCAAUCUGAAAAUCUGAAAUCGGAAAUGCUCCAAUGAGCAUUUCCUUUGAGCAUCAUGUUGAUACUCAAAAAGAUGCAGAAUUUGGAGUAUUUCAGAUUUUUGGAUUGUUCAACCUGUACUUUCACAGUAUCUUGAAAACAGACCAUGCUUAUCUUUUCUCUUUUGAUCUAGAGCCUCCUUCUUUUCCACGUCCAUACCGUGAAUUCCUAUUCAAGCCCAGAGAAAAGUAUUCAUUACUACUAUGCAUUGGCUACUGAAGGCCAGGUGAUGUUUUCCCAGAUCUAACUAAUCAUGAUCAUGAUCAUCAUUAUCAUCAUCAUCAUCAUCAACAAUUACCUUGGGGUCAUCAUCAGAAUUGCAUAUAAGCCAGUCACCAAGCAGUCGUCAGUCAUCUGCCUUUAGCCCAGUGCUACCUGAAUUCAGUUUCUGUCAUCAUGUAUUUCUUAAUUUCAAAAUAGGCAGCAGCAUUAAAUCUGGUCCAUGGGCUCAUUAACAUCAUCAUCGUCAUCAUCAUCACCACCACCACCACCACCGCCAUCA